Molecule: messenger RNA, 800 nt
Organism: Trifolium pratense (red clover)
Lineage: Eukaryota; Viridiplantae; Streptophyta; Magnoliopsida; Fabales; Fabaceae
Product: oligosaccharyltransferase complex subunit ostc-like
Exons: 1
Coding region: 88-621 (177 amino acids)
Cellular component (GO): oligosaccharyltransferase complex
Source: RefSeq, a predicted model, not a curated record
UCUUUCUACUUCAAAGAAAUAACACCAGCACUCACAAACUAACAUAAAUUCACCACUCUUCAUUUCCACAUUAACCCCGACCCGAAAAUGCGAACCAAAUCGGAGAACCCGGUUCAACAAACCUCAACCACCACCGUAACUGACUCAUCCUCCGCCGCAUCAAUAGAUCCAAUCUUCCACCUCAUUCGCAUCCUCCCCUUCAGCUUCCUCCGUCCACCACGUCUCCGCUUGAAGCUUCCAUCCAUCUCCCUUCCUUCAUCCAACGUCGUCUUCGCCCUCGUCCUUCUCACCUACUUCAUGGUCGUCUCCGGCAUCGUCUACGAUAUCAUCGUCGAGCCUCCCGGUAUCGGUUCAAUGCAGGAUCCAUACACCGGAGCUGUACGACCUGUUGUUUUCAUGUCCGGCCGUGUUAACGGUCAGUAUAUCAUUGAAGGUCUUUCUUCUGGAUUCAUGUUCGUUCUCGGUGGAAUUGGUAUCAUAAUGUUGGAUCUUGCUCUUGAUCGGAAUCGUGAUAGAUCUGUUAAGCUUUCUUAUGCUUCUGCUGGUAUUUCGUCGAUUGUUCUUGCUUAUGUUAUGAGUAUGCUCUUCAUUCGUAUCAAGAUUCCUGCUUAUCUUAGAUGAAUUUGCUUCAGUUUUAUGGAUUUUUGUUGAAUUUAUAGUUUUAUUGUAUCUGAGAUUUUGGCAUUUUAUUUAUGGCUCCCGAUUAUGAUCAUAGUUUAGGGUUGCUAAAUUGAAAUGCGUAGUUACUGGAUUUGAUUUUGUCAUAAUUAUAUUCUAAGUACUUUAGUUGGUUUGGUAUA